Messenger RNA from Phodopus roborovskii (desert hamster), 4842 nucleotides. RefSeq names its product NACHT and WD repeat domain containing 1 (gene Nwd1). The transcript is spliced from 19 exons. The record is from RefSeq and is a predicted model, not a curated record. Gene Ontology annotation, molecular function: protein binding. NCBI's taxonomy places the organism in Eukaryota, Metazoa, Chordata, Mammalia, Rodentia, Cricetidae. Bases 16 to 4842 code for a protein of 1608 amino acids.
GAAUCAUCCAGGUGAAUGGGAAGCAUGAGUGUGGGCCCCCUCAGCCCUGGCACUCGCCAGCGGCUUCUCCAGGGUCAGGCCGUCUCCCUCCCAGCACCCUCUUCCAGCAGGAGUGUGGCCAUCUUCAUCAGUUCUGCCAUCUCAGAUAUGGACACAGAGCGAGAAGUUCUGCAGUGUACCGCCUACCCUGAGUUACGGAGCUUCUGCCAGAAACACGGCUUGACAUUUGAGGUGGUUGAUCUGAGGUGGGGUAUCCCGAACACACAGGCCACUGACCACUUGACUGUAGAACUCUGCUUAGAAGAACUUGACCGCUGCCAGAAAACGUCCAUAGGACCAGCUUUUGUGGCUCUCCUGGGCGACCAGUAUGGCCCCUGCCUGGUUCCCCAACGGAUCGAAGAGAAAGAGUGGGAGGCACUAAGGGCCCAGCUGACCUCCAGGCCUCGAAAUCUAGAGCUGGUGGCCAGACAUUUCCGGAGAGACGACAACGCCAUCCCUCCCACCUACUUGCUGCAACCUCCAGGCUCCGUGGAGGCCCCAGGGCCUGAGGAGGCCACCUUGACCUCUGUCCUUCGAGGUGGAGCUCAAGAAGCUUGGAGGCUGGGCCUCAUCAGCCAGGAGCAAUGGGAGUGUUACCAUCGCUCAGUCAUUGAGUGGGAGAUCGAGCGGGGUCUCCUGAGCUCAGCACCAGGGGCCCAGGGAGCCACUGUCUUCCUGAGAGAUGUACAGGACCUCAGUAAACAUAUCUUGGAUGAUUGCUCUCUGAAGAUGGUGGAUCGGCUGGCAGAUGGUUGUCUAGACACCAAUGCCCAGAGUCUUCUCCUUGGCCUUAAGGGACGCAUACUGGAUGCUCAGCCUGGAGUCUUAAAGUCCCACCGACUGCCCUGGAGCCGUGACUUGGUCAACCCGAAGAACAAGGCUCACGCCCGCUACCUGAAGGAGCUGAGCGAGCAGUUUGUGGCCAGGACCACCCAUCAGGUCCUGGAGCAAUUGCGAGAGCUGGAGUCAGCCAGACAGGAGCUGGGCUGGCUCUACCAGGAGAUCUGCCACCACCUCUGGAGGAGUACAGAGUCCACCAGGAUCUUCUGUGGCCACCAGGAGCUCCUGGCCCAGCUAGGGCAGCGGCUCAGACAGGAUGACAGCCAGCCCCAUACUCCAUUGGUUCUCUUUGGACCACCAGGCAUCGGGAGGACCUCCCUCAUGUGCAAGCUCGCUGAGCAGGUACCAGGGCUCCUUGGCCACAAGACUGUGGCCAUUCUGAGGCUGUUGGGGACAUCAAAGAUGAGCCUGGAUGCCCGAAGCCUCCUCAGGAGUGUGUGCUUUCAACUGUGCUUGGCCUACGGGCUGCCACUGCCCCCAACCCAGGUCCUGGAGGUCCAUGCCAGGAUGGGCCACUUCUUCCACACUCUCCUUCACACUGUGUCCUGUAGAAACUUUGAGUCCUUGGUUUUGCUACUGGACUCAGUGGAUGAUCUGGAUUCCAUAUGCCAUUCUUGGAGGGUUUCCUGGCUGCCCCUCAAGUGUCCCCCAAGGGUACACAUCAUCCUUUCUACAUGCUCAGGCCAGCAGGUGUUACACACACUGCAACAGACCCUCAAGGACCCCAGUGCCUACUGGGAAGUGAAGGCCCUGUCUGGGUGUCAGGGACAAGAGCUUAUCCAACUGCUAUUUGCUGCGGAAAGGAGAACGCUGAGCCCAGCUCAGAGGGACAUCCUCUGGGCCAGUCUCCCAGAGUGUGGCCACCCAGGGCGGCUAAGGCUGGCUUUUGAGGAGGCCCGGAAGUGGGUCUCCUUUACUGUGCCUGUGCCCUUGGCCACCACAGUUGAGGAGGCCACACACCAACUCUGCAUCCGCUUGGAAGAGACACAUGGACAGCUGCUGGUUGCCCAUGUGCUGGGUUACAUUGUGUCUUCCAGGUACGGCCUGUCGGAGGCGGAGCUGAAAGAUGUGCUGUCUUUGGAUGACGAGGUCCUGCAGGCUGUAUACCAGGACUGGACACCGCCCAGCAAGGAGCUCCUGCGUUUUCCACCUCUACUGUGGGUGCGGCUCCGCCGGGACCUGGCACACUGCUUGACCAGGAGGCCUGUGGAUGGCUGCACACUGCUGGCCAUCGCGAACAGGCAGCUGUCUAAGGUGAUCCGGGUUCGAUACCUGUCUGGGCCUGAGAAAUCUAAGAGACAUAGUGUGCUAGCUGAAUUCUUCUCUGGAGCCUGGAGUCAGGGCACCAAGAAACUUAUCACCCUGCCACUUGUGGGGAAGCCACUGAACCUGGACCGAAAGGUGGCUUCGCAGCCACUGUGGUUCUCAGGCACAGUGGCCAACUGGAGGAAGCUGACAGAACUGCCUUUCCAUCUACUGCAUGCAGGCCACAUGGAGGAGCUGAAGCAGGAGGUGCUGGGGAACAUGGACUGGAUCUCCUGCCGGGGUAUCUCUGGGGGCAUUGAGGACCUGCUGGAUGACUUUGACAUGUGUGCCUCUCACAUGGACUCUCCUGAGGUUGGUAUGGUCAGAGAAGCCCUCCAGCUGUGCCGUCCUGCUGUAGAGCUCCGGGGCAUGGAGAACAGCGUGCUGUACAGCGAGCUCCUGGCCAGGCUCCUCUUCUUUGCCAAAUCCCAUCCAGUGGUGAUUGGACAGCUGUGCCAACAAGCCCAGAGCUGGUUCCGUGCCUGCCCACACCCAAUGCUGGUGCCCCUAGCAGGGUUCCUACAACCCCCUGGGGGACGACUUCAAGCCACUCUCACUGGAUGUCACAAAGGCAUCACUGCCGUAGCAUGGAGCCUGGAAGAGAAGUUACUGGUGGUGGGCACCCAGGAUGGCAUCAUGACAGUAUGGGACGUGGAGGAGCAACAGGUGGUCCACAUUCUAACAGGACACACAGCCGAAGUGAGGUGCAUUCGAGUGUUUGCCCAAGGGACUCUGGCCAUCUCUGCAUCAAAGGACCACACCCUGCGCCUGUGGAGCUUGCUCUCUGGCCAGGAGAAAGUCACCAUUGUGGACAGAGGCUCGCCAAAUCCUACAGAGUCUCAGAGCGGGGAUCUCCAUAUAGAUGAGAUAAACAAAGUCAUAUACUCCAUCUCUAGCGCAAAGAUCAGCGUGUGGAAUCUGGAAACCACGAAGCUGGUUUUCUGUAUCCCAGGAGAAGCCUCUGAUCCCUGGGCCUGUGUGACAUUGCUGGCUGCCCAGGGUGUGCUGCUAGCCGUGUCCAAGGGUGGCGAGGUCAAUGUAUGGAACUCAGCCACAGGAAAACUUCAGGGGAAUCGCCAGUUGUCCAGCAUCAGAGAGGAGACGCCCACUUGUGCCGUCUGCAUCCAGACACAGGCAAAGCUGGUCACUGGCUUCAACAGUGGCUCCAUCUCCCUGGUUUCCUCCAGAGAAGACAGCCUGCUGGAGAAGCUUCCAGAAGCUGUGGGGUUCCUGGUGGUGUCUGAAGACGAGUCUGUUCUUGCAGCAGGCUUUGGAAGAUCUGUGCGGAUUUUCUUGGCAAACUCACAAGGCUUCCACCGGUUCAUGGCCACGGAUCUGGAACACGAGGACGUGGUGGAGAGCGCGGUUUUGGGUCCUGAGAACAAUGUGAUUAUCACUGGCUCCCGGGAUGCACUCAUCCAGGUGUGGAGCCUCUCAGAACAGGGGACCCUGCUGGAUGUCCUCGAGGGCGUGGGCGCCCCUGCAAGCCUGCUGGUCCGGGGCGGGACUCUGGUGGUGUCUGCAUCCUGGAAGUCUUCGUCUUUAAAAGUCUGGGAUCUCGUGUCCCCUCAGAAGCCGAGGCCUCCUGCUCCAUUUCUGGACCGCACAGGCCUCACUGCAGUGUCUCACCACGGCAGCUACAUCUACUUCCCCAAGGUUGGGGACAAAAACAAAGUCACGAUUUGGGACUUGGCAGAAGGUGAGGAGCAGGAUUUCCUGGACACAUCCAAUGAGGUCCGGUGUCUAGAAGUGGCUGAGCAGGCCAAACUCCUCUUCACAGGUCUGAUUUCAGGGAUCGUGCUUGUGUUCCCUCUGAAUUCCAGGCAAGAUGUGCUGUGCAUUCCCCCACCUGAGGCCCGCAAGGCUGUCAACUGCAUGUCCCUGAGCAAGAGCGAGGACCGGUUGGCCAUCGCCUACGACAACAUUGUUCUGGUGCUGGACAUUAGCCCCGGGGACCCAUGUCCCACCAUUGAGGGCCCUGCCUACACCUUUUACACCCAACUGCCCGAGACCAUAGCGAGUGUGGCCGUGCUGGCAGACUACCGGGUGCUCUAUGGCAUGACCGACGGUGGCCUCUUUCUGUAUGACUGUGCACGGUCCAAAGUGUUUCCUCUGGAAGCCCAUGGGAGCAGGGUGAGCUGUGUGGAGGUCAGCCACGGGGAGCAGCUGGCAGUGAGCGGGGCAGAGGAUGCACUGCUCUGCCUCUGGGACCUGCAAGCUUGCAGGGGGAUGUUCGAGAUGAUCUAUGAGAGCUCCUACUGCAGAGGGGUGCGGUGUGCCUGCUUCUCAAAGGAUGACAAGUAUGUGUUUGCAGGCAUGAAGGACCGUUCCAUCAUCGCCUGGAGUGCGCUGGAUGGCACCCUGCUGGCUGUCCAGUUUGUCCAUGCUGUGGUCAACCGAAUCAUCCCUACCUCCAAUGGCUUCAUGGCCCCCACAAGCCAUGGUUAUCUCAUCCGAGAACGCUUUCAGUACCCAUCAGCCAGAGCCUCCCAGCAAGACCCUCUCAAGAACUUCAAGAAGACAGUGUGGUUGGUGAAGACCAGGCACAGAAAAGAGCAGCUGGCUGCAGCAGAGGCCUCCCAGGACACAGGGUCAAUGGCUACAGAGGGAAAGGAAUCGAAAUCCAAUAAGCACUCACAGGUCUGCCUGAUACUGUGA